GGGGCAACCGCGCGGUGCCAAGAUGGCGGCCGGGGCCGGGCAGGAAGGAGGCUGAGGGACGGGGAGGGGGGGGAGCGGGAAGAUGGCGGCGGGGGGGGGGGCGGGCUCUAUGGCGGCGCGGGGCCGAGGCUGCGCACACGUGGCCCCUCCUCCCUCGGGCUGCGGGCGCUGCGGGUGCGGGAGCGGCACCGGCACCGGCAUGGGCGUGCAUGUGGAGACCAUCGCCCCCGGCGACGGGCGGACGUUCCCCAAGCGCGGCCAGACCUGCGUGGUGCACUACACGGGUAUGCUGGAGGAUGGGAAGAAGUUCGAUUCCUCCCGCGACAGGAACAAGCCGUUCAAGUUCGUGAUGGGCAAGCAGGAGGUGAUCCGUGGCUGGGAGGAAGGCGUCGCUCAGAUGAGCGUGGGUCAGCGGGCAAAGAUGACCAUCUCCCCAGAUUACGCCUAUGGCUCUACCGGGCACCCAGGGAUCAUCCCACCCAACGCCACUCUAAUUUUUGACGUGGAGCUCAUGAAAUUGGAAUGACCUACCCCAGCACCCUGUCCUCGGGUUUGGCACAUGGAGGAAUCCAGAAUCUCAGCUUCAAGAAGAGUGCACAUGACUUUGUACGGAGCUUUUCCUGAUAGCCCACUACACUCAUUGUAUAACCUUACACCUUGAUUGAAUGCCUUUGGUCACUAAGCUUUGCGUCUGACUCUUCCUCCUUGUAUCGUGUUUUUAUGUCUUUUUAAACUAUACGCCGUAAACCUCAACUCUUUUUUGGGUCAAGUUCUUCAUCUUAUUUUUGUUCCAGGUGUAGCCUACGUUUUACCAGUAGCACACAGACGGGCUGACCUUAGCUAGGAGUCAUUUGAACAACAGGAAACCUGGUAGUUACUCAUUUUGGUGCAGAUCUCAUGGUGGUUUCAAACCAGAAAUUGCUGCUGCUGCUGCAAAAGCCAUAGCAGAGGGAGGCUGUCGAGGCUGAACGGAUGCGGAGAGCAAAGUAGUGCUGGGAUUGUGUGUAGGUCCCUGCCUGGAACCGGGGCAGUGAGGGGCAGGGGAGGCCACCGUGGGGAUGCUCUGCUCACUCGGCCGUCCCACGGUGAACCUUCCUCCUGCACCUCAGCCCACUUUCAGAUUGGGUUUCCAUCAUUGCUCCUCCACACCCUGAACGUUCAGAGCUUACAUUGAGCUUAAAGAUAAAGGAGAACAGCAAAAGGAAGGUGCUGCCUGCAGGGGAGGUGGUGGGGAGUCAGCUCUGCCCGCCCUGGGGAGGAAGCACCAGCCCCGGCAGUGCCCGCUCUGAGCACACUGGCCCGUUCUCCACCUGAUGCUGGUCAUCGCCGCUUGCCUGCUCCCAUCCGAUGCAAAGCUUCCCGCUGCUCCCCGCCUGCCCCUGCCUCGUGAUGUGCUCAGAGACGUUCCCGCUCCCUCCUCCACCGCAGAAAGGUAUCCACUUUUAUUCUUGCAAUAAAAACGCUUUAUGCUGGCUUUUCUCA
Messenger RNA from Strigops habroptila (Kakapo), 1482 nucleotides. It is a transcript of the gene FKBP1A, whose product is annotated as FKBP prolyl isomerase 1A. The transcript is spliced from 5 exons. The coding region runs from base 83 to 526 and encodes 147 amino acids. Gene Ontology annotation, molecular function: peptidyl-prolyl cis-trans isomerase activity. Lineage: Eukaryota; Metazoa; Chordata; Aves; Psittaciformes; Psittacidae. The record is from RefSeq and is a predicted model, not a curated record.